Messenger RNA from Drosophila mojavensis, 904 nucleotides. RefSeq lists its product as uncharacterized. Gene Ontology annotation, cellular component: cytoplasm; lysosome; Ragulator complex. Lineage: Eukaryota; Metazoa; Arthropoda; Insecta; Diptera; Drosophilidae. Gene Ontology annotation, biological process: cellular response to amino acid stimulus; positive regulation of TORC1 signaling. The record is from RefSeq and is a predicted model, not a curated record. Gene Ontology annotation, molecular function: guanyl-nucleotide exchange factor activity. The transcript is spliced from 4 exons. The coding region runs from base 101 to 424 and encodes 107 amino acids.
CGAUAGCCAACGCUUUCGAUAGUCCAACUCGGAAUUAGCAUUGUUUUGGUUUAUUCUUUGUUUUCGUUUUUACAAUUGUUGGUAAAUUGAAGUUAAACAAAUGGAGCAGCAACUGGAAAAAGUGUUGAGCGAAAUCUUAACACAACAAGACACCGUGGGUGCCUUAGUGGCGAAUCGGCAAGGCCUCUGCUUGGGCGCCAAGGGCAACAUUAAUCCCAACGUCUCUGGCAUUGGAAUGGCCAUAUCCGAGCAGGUGGCCAAGCUGGAGCCCAACAGCACUCUUCCGGCCACUGUUUGUCUGUACAGUGGCAAUAAGCGCUGUGUCAUACAAAAGGAUGGCGAUAUAACUGGCAUCAUUUAUAAACAAACAACACCAGCAACAGCAACAACAGCAGCAACAGCAUCGACAUCGGCCAAUAAUUAGCAAUGCGAUGCGAGUACAUACAUACAUACAUAGCUCGUACCUUAGGCCAACGUGAGACAAAUUUCUUCCAAAUGCGCUCGAGUAUUGUUUGCAGCAAUAGCCGGCGACAUUCGUAGCCGUUUAGCCGUUAAGAGCUGGCAGCGUUUGUGCACUUUUUGUUGAUUUGUUUUAAAUGGCGUUUAUUAUUUGUAUAUUUCCAUCUCUUACUAUUUUCUUUUAUCUUUUUUUUUUAUAUACAUAUAUAUGUAAAUGUAACGAAUAUAAUUAUGUUGCACUGCAUCGUAGUGAGUUAAGCAACAAGCGAUUAUAUGCUCGAAAAACUGAAAAGCUUAAUUCGAAACACUUUAGGCAGCAUUUGUGUAUAUAUACAUUUUGUACGAUUAAGCCUGAACAGUGAUCAAAGCAAAAUUACAAAUAUAAAGAUGAUCAUGUAGUAUCGCAAUAAUAUUAAUAACGUAAUAUUGCGAAAUGUAUGGAAAA